Messenger RNA from Verruconis gallopava, 1628 nucleotides. RefSeq lists its product as uncharacterized. Gene Ontology annotation, biological process: transmembrane transport. The coding region runs from base 1 to 1356 and encodes 451 amino acids. Lineage: Eukaryota; Fungi; Ascomycota; Dothideomycetes; Venturiales; Sympoventuriaceae. The transcript is spliced from 5 exons. Gene Ontology annotation, molecular function: transmembrane transporter activity. The record is from RefSeq and is a predicted model, not a curated record.
AUGAAGGAAGAUGAUAAGCCCGAAAAUAUCUCGUCCAGCGGGCUGGAAAUCGAACGGGCCUCUACGCUAGGAUUUCAAUCAGGAGAUGGAAUUGAAACAACGAAGAUGGAAAACGAUGACGCGGAAGUAGAUCCAAACAUAGUUACUUGGGACGGACCUGACGAUCCAGAUAAUCCUGUGAAUUGGCCAGCCCUGAAAAGGUGGACCCUCAUAACGCUUGUAUCUUCAGUCACACUCGUCGCUGGUCUUUCUUCGUCCAUCUUCGCGCCUGGAGUGCCAGCCCUGAUGAAGGAGUUCCAUUCCACGAACGAAAUCUUGGGCAGUUUCGUCGUAACAAUCUACGUCCUCGGCCUAGCCACGGGACCUGUCUUCUUCGCGCCGUUAAGCGAGUUGUACGGCAGGCUUCCCAUCCAGCACAUCGGCAACGUAGGGUUUCUCAUAUGGACCGUCGCUUGUGCGCUUGCCACCGACCUCAACAUGCUUAUCGUUUUUCGCCUGGUGCAGGGGAUUUUCGCGGCGGUGCCGCUGACGAACGGCGGAGGCGUGAUUGCGGACACGGUACGGCAAGAGGAGAGGGGAUUCGCCUUGGCCAUGUUCACAUUCGGCCUUCUGGCUGGUCCCGUCAUCGGCCCCGUGUGUGGCGGCUUUCUUACCGCUGCGACGAGCUGGAGAUGGUCGUUUUGGCUUUGCGCGAUUCUGCUCGCGCUGCCCACCGUGCUGACCGUCCCUAUCUGGCGCGAAACAUAUCCUCCGAUCAUACUUGGCCGCAAAGCCGCACGGCUGAGAGAGGAGACCGGGAACGACGCCCUUCGCACAGAUUUCGACAAUGGCUUGGCCCCGUGGCCGUACUUCAAGAGAGGCAUCAACCGCGCGAUGAAAUUUUUGUUUCUCUUCCCAGUCGUCACGUCUGUUUCCGUGUACAUGGGCCUGAUGUACAGCUAUUUCUACCUCCUCAUCACCACGAUCACGCCGACUUUCGAAGACGUCUAUCAUUUCAAGACAAGCGUCGUCGGUCUCGCAUACCUUGGGCUGGGAUCUGGUUAUUUCUUUGGACCGCUUGUCUUUGCGCUAGUCAGCGACCCCUUGCUCAAACGCAAGGCCGCGAAGGAAGCGACCUCAGGUGGAGAAAUGAAACCAGAGUACCGACUUCCUUUAGCUGUUGUGGGCGGUAUCUCGGUUCCCAUCGCGUUCCUUUGGUAUGGUUGGAGUGCCCAGGCAAAAACUCAUUGGAUUGUCCCAAUAAUUGGACCCGCAUUUCUAGGCUUUGGAAACUCGUUAAUAUUUAUGUCGACGCAAGCAUAUCUCGUUGAUGCCUACACAGUCGGCGACGAUAUGAUACAGACUCUGGUUGGAUAGAUUUAAACCUCAUUGAAAAGGCAUUUUUCUCUAGUGCGAUGUGCAACGGCUGCCGUAGGAUUGGUUCAUGGUUACAAAGGACUGGUAUCAAACCUCGUGACUGACCUGACGGUCUCUGAGGCCGUCUUCACAUUUCUUGCCACCCGUCCUUUCAGAACAUUCUUGAAAAGAGAAGAGAACAGAGGUAGAAUUAUCUACAAUUCCCUCUUAGAACCAACGAGCUCAUAGUCUGAGAGCCAGGCAAAAACAGACCCAAUCAUUCGAGCGUCUCA